Messenger RNA from Balaenoptera acutorostrata (minke whale), 2479 nucleotides. It is a transcript of the gene EOGT, whose product is annotated as EGF domain specific O-linked N-acetylglucosamine transferase. The transcript has 17 exons. Gene Ontology annotation, cellular component: endoplasmic reticulum lumen. The coding region runs from base 464 to 2047 and encodes 527 amino acids. NCBI's taxonomy places the organism in Eukaryota, Metazoa, Chordata, Mammalia, Artiodactyla, Balaenopteridae. Gene Ontology annotation, molecular function: protein N-acetylglucosaminyltransferase activity. The record is from RefSeq and is a predicted model, not a curated record.
CCCGUCCCAGGGUCCUUUAAGCGCCUUAUCCCUUCCUCCCAAGGAGGACAGUCCAGUCUGGCUCUCUGGCCCUGGCGGGAGAACGCAGGGAACCGCAGACGGUGCCCCUCGAGCCGGUCCCCGCGGACCUGCCAUCGGGCCCCGCGCUCCCAGCCCCCGCCCGGCCCGCGUGGCCCGGCUUCUGCCCCGGCGGCCCCCGGCGCGGCGGGGGUCCGCCUCCCCGCGCAGGCCGGCCUAGGUGUCCCGGCGGCUCCCGGGCGCCCCCUGGCCCGGCUCCGGCGCCCGAGGUUUCCGGUGAGCUGCAGUCGCCGGUUAUGACGACUCCCUCCUCCGGAGCAGCCGCCGCCGCCGCCGCCGCCGCCUCCUCCGCAGCCCCGGCUCUCCCGGCUCCAGAUUUUAGAUAUCUGAAACAUCACAACAGCUUCUUGGUGGUUCUGAGGAUUAAAGAGGUUUGGAGGUUGCUAUGUUCAUGCUGCUUGUCUUUGGAGCAUUGCUUCAUGAAGUUCCCCUGAGUGGCCAAGACGAGGUUCCUCCCCAGGCUGAUGGCAUUCUGGGCGCCCCUCUGUUCAACUAUGCCAGCCUCCGCCUGCCAGAAGAGCAUAUUCCCUUCUUUUUGCACAAUAAUAGGCAUAUUGCCACGGUCUGUAAGAAAGACUCGCAUUGUCCUUAUAAGAAACACUUAGAAAAUUUAAAGUACUGCUGGGGUUAUGAGAAAUCCUGCAGACCAGAGUUCAGGUUUAGUUACCCUGUUUGCACCUACGUGGAUAUGGGAUGGACGGACACUCUUGAAUCAGCCCAGGAAAUAUUCUGGAAGCAAGCCGACUUUGGGUAUUCUGGAGAGCGGCUGGAGGAACUCCAUGUGCUCUGCCAGCCGAAGGGAAUGAAUGACUCAAGUCUGGUGUGUUCCCGUUACCUUCAGUACUGCAGAGCGACCAAUCUCUACCUUGAUUUAAGAAACAUCAAGAGAAACCACGACAGAUUUAAGGAAGAUUUUUUCCAGAGCGGGGAAAUUGGAGGGCACUGUAAACUUGACAUUCGUAUGUUGAUGUCUCAAGGCCAGCGCAAAAGCCCUCUGCAGUCUUGGUUUGCUGAGCUACAAAGCUAUACUCAGCUCAACUUCAGACCAGUAGAAGAUGCUAAGUGUGACAUUGUUAUUGAGAAACCAACCUACUUCAUGAAAUUAGAUGCAGGUGUUAACAUGUAUCACCACUUCUGUGAUUUCAUCAAUCUUUAUAUUACUCAGCACAUUAAUAAUUCCUUCAGCACAGAUGUGCACGUUGUGAUGUGGGACACAAGCUCCUAUGGAUAUGGUGACCUGUUCUCCGAUACAUGGAAAGCAUUUACUGAUUAUGAUGUUAUACAUUUGAAAACUUAUGAUUCCAAAAGGGUAUGUUUUAAAGAAGCUAUUUUUUCCUUACUCCCCCGGAUGAGAUACGGACUAUUCUAUAAUACCCCUCUGAUAUCUGGCUGUCAAAAUACCGGAUUAUUCCGGGCAUUUUCCCAGCAUGUACUACACAGACUGAACAUCACACAAGAGGGUCCCAAGGAUGGAAAAAUUCGAGUCACCAUUCUCGCACGGAGCACAGAAUACCGGAAAAUACUCAACCAAAAUGAGCUUGUAAAUGCACUGAAAACGGUAUCUACAUUUGAGGUCCAGAUUGUCGAUUAUAAGUAUAAGGAACUUGGGUUUUUAGAUCAGCUAAGGAUCACGCAUAACACGGACAUAUUUAUUGGAAUGCAUGGAGCUGGUCUUACCCAUUUACUUUUCCUUCCAGACUGGGCUGCUGUGUUUGAACUAUACAACUGUGGAGAUGAACGCUGUUACUUGGACCUGGCCAGGUUGAGAGGCGUCUACUACAUCACUUGGCGAAGGCAGAGCAAAGUCUUUCCUCAAGAUAAGGGCCACCACCCAACUCUGGGGGAACAUCCGAAGUUUACCAACUACUCUUUUGAUGUAGAAGAAUUUAUGUACCUUGUCCUUCAGGCUGCAGACCAUGUAUUGCAACACCCGAAGUGGCCAUUCAAGAAAAAACAUGAUGAGCUAUAAAUGUGUUGAGUCUUUUUGCCAAAAGGGAGUGUUUAAACGGUCUUCCACCCAGACUCACCUCACAGUUAAAUAGGUAAAACAGCCUGUUAUCUCCUAGCCCCAAAGUACCUUUUUUUAAUACCAAAACAUGCCUUCAGGGUAUUACUUACGUGUUUUAUAGUCUUUAACUGUUUCAUGUGAUUGUUGUGUCAUUGCUAUUUAUCAAGAUACUCUUUUUGCACUGAAAACUUUACUUUUUAUAGUUCAGAAAUUGGGCCUGGGCUCACUGGCGUAAUUGAGCCUUUUUCUUAGGGAUACCAAAGUUUGCAACUUUCUUAGCUUUAGAAUUUGUAAAUGUUUUUAUAGAAUACCAUGCGCUCGUCAUUCAAGAGGCUUCCAACUUGUUAAUGAUAUAUUUGAGCAAAUUCACAACUCAUUUAUUUGCCAUGAUUU